Messenger RNA from Scutellospora calospora, 258 nucleotides. Lineage: Eukaryota; Fungi; Glomeromycota; Glomeromycetes; Diversisporales; Gigasporaceae. The record is from the annotation of a GenBank genome assembly.
AUAUUAAUCCUAAAUUAUCUGUACUUAAUCUUAAUUCCAUGUAUUUUUAUUUCAAGAACAAAGAAGUAUCAGAUUGUAAUGUAACCAAUAGUCCUGGUGCAUUUCAAUUGAAAUGGCUUGAACGUGAAUUACAAAGUGCACGUGAUGAAAAACGAAGAAUUUAUAUUGCACAACAUAAAUCAUAUUUCCCAGAAUGCUUUGAUUCAUAUGUACAAUUACUUGGCAAAUAUUCGGAUGUUCUUCGCGGUCAUUUUACAG